CCAGCCGCGGCGGUGGCGCCGGGCAUGAACGGCUUCGCCCCCGAGGAGGUGACCCAGCGCGGGGCAGACCCCGCCGCUGCCGCCGCGGUGGUGGGCAAUGCGGGCUCCGCCGUGGAGGUGCCGCCGCCUCCCGCGGCGCCGGGGCUGGGUCCGGCUGCCGCCGCGGGCUCGGCGAGUGCCGGGUGCGCGGGCGGCCCCGGUGCCGGGCAGCUGUGCUGCCUCCGGGAGGAGGGGGAGCGGUGCGGCCGCGCCGCCGGCAACGCCAGUUUCAGCAAGCGGAUCCAGAAGAGCAUUUCGCAGAAGAAGGUGAAAAUCGAGCUGGACAAGAGCGCAAGACAUCUGUAUAUUUGUGACUUCCACAAAAAUUUAAUUCAGAGUGUGAGAAAUAGAAGAAAGAGGAAAGGCAGCGAUGAUGAUGGCGACUCACCAGUGCAAGACAUCGACACUCCAGAGGUUGAUUUAUAUCAGUUACAAGUAAACACACUUCGAAGGUACAAAAGACACUUCAAGCUACAGACCAGACCGGGACUUAACAAAGCACAGCUUGUUGAAAUAAUUGGCGGCCAUUUUAGGACAAUUCCAGUGAAUGAAAAGGACACCUUAACAUACUUCAUCUACUCGGUGAAGAAUGACAAGAACAAACCAGAUCUAAAGAUGGAUAGUGGGGUUCAUUAGGCGGAAAAGGUUGGGACUCAGAGACUCAGGCCGCAAAUCAAAAGACUGAGGUUUUGUUGAUAUGCAGAAGCUUUCUUUGUAAUUUUUUUUCUCCUGAGAACAAUUGUCUCUGUUUUAUUUUUCAUAACCUUGCUGAUUUGUUUGAAAACCAUCUCUUAUGAAACAAAUUUCCUCAGCAAAAAUAUUUUAAAUAAAUAUCACAGGUAUUGUUGCUCGAGUGGGUGUGUCUGUAACUUUAGUGAGUUGGACUUGAUGAUCCUGAUGGGUCCCUUCCAGCUCAGCAUAUGCUAUGAUACUUGUAUCUAAUAGUUAAGCUUUGAAUUAUGUAAUAAUAUUAAAAUAUUUUUCAAUUAAAGUGUGCCAAGGAUAUAUUUAUGAAUGUACUUAAAGUUCUCAUAAUGCAAUGCCUUUAAUUUAAAAAAAAGCUGUAGCAGACCUGGCAAUAGGUUCUUUUUCGUAAGGUAAAAGGCUUUAAGUGACAGUUCCAGUAGUUAGCUGGGCAGAAAUGGCUGAAUAACACUUUCUUUUCCCCUUUGGAAACAAGAAUUGAUGGAAGUUUUUCUGAUUUGUUUAUUCACUUUGUCCAUGCUGAGAUACGUGCUUCCCAGCUCUGAGGCCAUCCUACUCCUAUAUUAAAGUGGAAAAAAAUGCUGUUCUCAAAUUUCAAAGCUGUAAGUACGGAUGAAGAGACUGCUGCAGCUUACUGUGCUGAGAAAUCCUUCAACUCAGUAAGAAAUCCUUUAGCUGCUGACUUUUCCAUUCAUCUACAUGGACUGCUGCUAAGAACUUAAUUGGAGAAUGAGAGUCAGAGUCUGUGCGGGGUCAAUACAGUAUCUUCUAAUAGGCAUACUGUUUCUUUUUCAUUGCAUGCAUCAGCUCAGGCUUGUUUAAAAAGAAUGACAAACCCUCACAAUAAAACCAAAACUUCUGGUAACAUAUGAGAAAAAUAUCCAGCAAUACUUAUGCUUUCAAUUGAGUGUCUUAGUAAAGUCUGAUGUUGAAGAUGGUAUUACAAAUGACUUCUUGUAUUAUCCUUUUAACUAUUGUGCCAGUCCAAAUGUGUGGUGUAUGGAAUAUCAUUUCUUUCUGCUUUAAACUGUGCACAUAGGUUGAAGAAAAAGCUGAGGGAAAAUAGUUUUCAUCUUAAAGCAGAGGAGGACACAGCUUCAGCUUGUUCAGUAGGCAUUAAAUUGCAACUCCUAACCUUAUCAGAUGUUUAUAAGCUUUUUCUUAAUUUGGGAAAAAUGAAAAAGCAGUAUGUCCAUGGUCUAAUCUGCUCGAUACUUACCUUGUGAGGUUUUUUUUGAAAAUUACUACUUUUCUGGCAUCACUGCAACUAAGAUGCUUUACUUUGCUUUUUUUGACCUGUGAUGCUUGCAUAGAACUGAAUGAUGGUAAACCCUAAUCUCAAACUGGCUGUCUUCCCAGUA
Messenger RNA from Lepidothrix coronata (blue-crowned manakin), 2105 nucleotides. It is a transcript of the gene SAP30, whose product is annotated as Sin3A associated protein 30. Gene Ontology annotation, biological process: regulation of DNA-templated transcription. The record is from RefSeq and is a predicted model, not a curated record. The coding region runs from base 25 to 675 and encodes 216 amino acids. Gene Ontology annotation, cellular component: histone deacetylase complex. Lineage: Eukaryota; Metazoa; Chordata; Aves; Passeriformes; Pipridae. Gene Ontology annotation, molecular function: transcription coregulator activity; protein binding. The transcript has 4 exons.